AUCUGGUUGUGAUCAUCUUGGCAUAGCAACUCUUUCUUCAGAAGUACUGAUAAAAAACAAAGGAAAGGCCAUCAUGCCUCCUCUCAAUACUUCUCGUCCCUCUCCUGCCACCUUCUUGCUGAUGGGCAUCCCAGGACUAGAGCACCUGCAUGUCUGGAUCAGGAUUCCCUUCUGUUCCACGUACGUUGUGGCCCUGGUGGGGAACGUGACCAUUCUGGCUGUGGCGAGGGCAGAGCGAAGCCUGCACGAGCCUAUGUUCCUGUUCUUCUGCAUGCUCUUGAUCACUGACCUGGUCCUUUCCACAUCUACACUGCCCCGCAAGCUCUGUCUCUUCUGGCUUGGAGCCCAUGACAUUGCCUUUGAUGCCUGCCUGACUCAAAUGUUCUUCACCCAUAGUUUUACUGCUAUGAAAUCAGGCUUCUUUUUAGCCAUGGCCAUUGACCGUUUCGUGGCCAUUUGUCAUCCACUGCACCAUUCCACCAUUCUCACCCAUGUGCACAUCCCUAUAACGGGUAUCAUUGUGGUGAUUCGGUGGGUAGCCUUCUUUUCUCCACAUCCUAUUCUGCUCAAACAGCUGCCUUACUGUAGGACACGAAUCAUUGCCCACUCCUACUGUGAGUUUAUGGCUGUCGUGAAGCUGGCAUGUAUGGACACAGGGGCCACCAAGAGUUAUAGCCUCAGUAUGGCUUCUAUUAUUGGCUCAUGUGAUGCAGUUCUUGUUGCUAUAUCCUAUGCCUUCAUCCUCCAUUCUGAAUUCCGCCUGCCAUCCCAAGAAGCUAGCUUUAAGGCUCUGGGCACAUGUGGGUCCCACGUCUGUGUUAUUCUUGUCUUCUACUCCGCUGCUGGUUUUUCCAUUUUCACACACCGUUUUGGGAAACAUAUACCUGUACAUAUCCAUAUUUUUAUUGCAAAUAUGUACUUUUCGGCGCCCCCUUUUCUCAACCCUAUCGUGUAUGGAGUAAGGACCGAGAAAAUAAGGGAGCAUGUUCUUAGGACACUAAUGGUCAAAGUUGUCAGAUUGUAG
Vicugna pacos (alpaca) is the source of this 1024-nucleotide messenger RNA. RefSeq names its product olfactory receptor 52D1-like. Gene Ontology annotation, cellular component: plasma membrane. NCBI's taxonomy places the organism in Eukaryota, Metazoa, Chordata, Mammalia, Artiodactyla, Camelidae. The record is from RefSeq and is a predicted model, not a curated record. Gene Ontology annotation, biological process: G protein-coupled receptor signaling pathway. Gene Ontology annotation, molecular function: G protein-coupled receptor activity; olfactory receptor activity.